AUGGGUGGCGUUUCCAGUAGAUCACAACCAGAAAACACAAAAAGUGUAACUGCUGCUUCUAUCACCGAAAACGUACCUUUGAAUUACCAUACAGUAACAAUUUGUGAUAGUCUUCCGAAAGUCAACAAGGAUUAUAACACGUACGAGACUCGUAAGGAUCUUCCAGAUGCCAACUACUGGAUACAUAAAGUCAACAAUGAAGCCACUCCAACACGUUACAAAGUACAGCAUAUUAUCGCCAACGGGCCACGUGAUUGGAAUGAUUUUCUCGACCAGAUGCGUGAAGAAGUAAGCAAACAUGUUAAAAAUGAGGCUGUUGAAUUGCUUACUUCAAACUUUUCGACUACAACUAAGAUAGAAUCAUUACUUUCUUGUGUAGCCAUUAUGGAUACAUUCAAACAAUAUUUUGAAUAUAGAUGCAUAGUAACUAAGUGUGGCAUUCGUAAUGUUCACUUUGUUGGUACUCUUGAUGAUUGGAAAUUAUUACGUCAGAAGACUGAGCAAUUGCAAAUGUUUAGUACUUCUACAAAGGAUAGUUUCCGUAGUUAUAUCAGAGGUUUAUUACCUAUUAUCGAUCAAUUCAUUCAGACUUAUCAAGGUCAAGUCGAUAAUAAAUUCUGGAAUAAAGUCAUGGACAUAAAGCAUUGGGGUGGAGGAGGCUCUGGAAGUCCGAGAGGAACAGAUGUCAGUGGAUGGUUUCUUCGUCUUUGCUAUGGAGUGCAUGAAGAGAAAAAGUGUGAUAUUCAACGUAUUCAACUCAAUUCACUUGUCGUGCCGGUACUAGUAGAGAAUCAGUCGACGAAUCAAUCAAAGACUUGUUACGUGGCUGGUGGUUUUCAUGGCAUCAACUCACACAAUAAUCGACAUAAACCAGUGAUGAGUCUUGCUGUUAUGGAUGAUACAACUACGAUCAAACCACUCUCUGCUGAAUAA
Molecule: messenger RNA, 933 nt
Organism: Adineta steineri
Lineage: Eukaryota; Metazoa; Rotifera; Eurotatoria; Adinetida; Adinetidae
Source: the annotation of a GenBank genome assembly